UAUCAAAAAUAUAAAACUUGCUGCUGUAAUUGAGGAACCUGAAACAGUGAAGAGUGUCGUUAAUGUUUCUGAUUAUUAUACAGCAGUAACUAUUGAGUACUUAUAUGCUCUUAUUGAUUAUAAAUUGUAUAAUAAUAUAUAAAAAAAUAUAUGGCUGGUGUUAUGGAUGGAUUCCUUAUAGCCGUUAUAGGCUCAUGAACCUGUAAAGUGUAAGUACGAAUUCAUGGUGAUUAAAGGAUGCACAUGUGACCACUGACCUCUCUGCUUCAGCCGUUCAACGCAUGAGCCAAAGUUGCUGUUGGCAUCGGUACGGCGAUCGUUUGCACGGAGAUCAACGUACAAUAAAUAUUCCUGCAUGGUGUCACAGAUGAGCCUAAGAACGCCCUCCUUCCGGCGUCGGCUGGUUGGCGCCGAUGGCAUCAACUACCAGAACACGGUGGUGGUGUGGGUGGAGGGGAGGACGUUCUGGCUGGGAUUCAUUCAGGACAUUCACGGAGCAUUCGUCUACAUCCACUUCGACUCGUCCCAGGCCGCGGCCGCGCCCUGCUGGCUGCAUGCGUCGUGCGUGUGGCCGCUGCAGAUGUGGCGCGACAGCCCCGACUACUUCCGGUCGUGCACGAGGCUCUCGGGAGUUGUGUUUGCCGCGCUGCGCGAUGAAGACGACGGGCCAUUCCGCUUCCGACCGGCGGUGUACUUGGGUGCCGGCGAUUUAACGUUGCCCACAUGCUACAUCAGGCUGACUGGCGAAACAGCGGGAAGUGCAGGCGCAUCGCCAGUGGUGGAUGAGCAGCGGCCAGUGCAGGUGGUGGACGACGGCCAGGUGAUCCACCAGCUGCCCUGCGUGCCCAGCGAGCCGCCGUUGCUGGAGCUGGACAAGACCCACGGACUGCUGUACACGAAGCACGUCAUCCCGCUGACCCGAGCGCAGUUGACGCUCAACGCAGCCAGCGACGCCGCCGGCUUUAUUGCAGAGCUGCGUGCCGCAUACAAAGGUCAUGCAUUGGUGAAGAGACUGCAGAAUCCCUGUCGCUUUCAUCUGCACAUCGGUGCGGCUGAAUGCACCGUGAUUAUCAUUAGCCAGCAGACGGAUCCCGCCACCCUGGAGGGGACGCGGCAACUGCUACAGCGGAUUCUGGACAAGUACCGAUAUACUGCGACAGCUGCGUCGUUGCCCGUGCAGCUGCAGCCGACUAAUUGCUCUCCGAACGCCGGUCCUUAUGAUGGUCAACGAGUGCUCUGCGAGUUACAGACGGAUAUGGAAGCUGGCACUAGCGGCUUCCCCACCUGGCCUGGCUUGGGCCGACUGCCAGCGGAAGUCCUGUUGACGAUUCUGGCUAACCUAGAUGUGCACAGCCAAGCGAUCGCCACACGACAGAUGCAAUACGAUGCACAUUGGCACAACCAUUGCUUUUCUGACCACAAUGUGCGCCUUGUGGCAGCUGAUUGUGGAGGAUCCCCGCUGCACGGAGCAUAUGAGUGUCGUAGUGGAGCAGCUGACAACGGAGAGUCAGAUGAGAAGUGGGAAAAGAUACGCAGAUGAUAGCCGCUGCUAUCAAGUGGCCCGCCAGCUGACCCGUGCGCUGAGCGCCGCCACGCGCAGUCUCAGCAUUGUCGCGCGGCAUCCGGCCCCGGCCAGUGACGGCGGCAUCGACUGGCUGGCGGUGGGGCCGUCCUGGAACGUCCUG
Molecule: messenger RNA, 1685 nt
Organism: Paramacrobiotus metropolitanus
Lineage: Eukaryota; Metazoa; Tardigrada; Eutardigrada; Parachela; Macrobiotidae
Exons: 4
Coding region: 356-1540 (394 amino acids)
Source: RefSeq, a predicted model, not a curated record